This is a messenger RNA of Cajanus cajan (pigeon pea), 2146 nucleotides long. RefSeq names its product transcription factor bHLH84. Gene Ontology annotation, cellular component: nucleus. Lineage: Eukaryota; Viridiplantae; Streptophyta; Magnoliopsida; Fabales; Fabaceae. Gene Ontology annotation, biological process: regulation of transcription by RNA polymerase II. The record is from RefSeq and is a predicted model, not a curated record. Gene Ontology annotation, molecular function: DNA-binding transcription factor activity, RNA polymerase II-specific; protein dimerization activity; RNA polymerase II cis-regulatory region sequence-specific DNA binding.
CCUAUUUAAUUCAUGCAGGUGGAUUUUUUCAUAUCUAUGAUAAUCUGUGUUGAGUGAUAAUAUUUCUUUUUUAAACCAAGUACUUGUUAGUGCAAACUGUUUCGAAGGCACUCAGACUUAGUCAGAUGCUAAUUAUAGGCAAUUAUGAACUCAGAUGUUUUCAUAUGGAUAAAGCCAAUAUGAGUAUAAAUAGAGUGCUGCUCCAACUUUUUCGUUUCAAGCCUUUUAAUUAAGUGCAGCUUCUUCCACAAUACACGCACUCUUCAAGGCGUCCAAAUUAAAAAACAAUGGAGGCUGCUGAUCAGAUUUCCAAAGAAUGGAGUUCUCUUAGUGGAGUGUACACGGCAGAGGAAGCUAACUUUAUGAACCAGUUGCUUGGUCACUGUUCAGUCCCGGAACAGCUCUCUGAGAGUUUCAACUUGGGAACUCAAUCUGCAUUUUGGCCUGACCAUGAAUCCACAGAAAACAAUAACACCUACUUUCUACCACAAGUACCAAAUACAAAUUCUGUGUGUUUUUUACAACGGAGUAGUUCCAGUGCAGAUAGUAUCAAAUAUAUCUCUCCCGCAACAAAUGUUGGCAACUACUCCAAGGAUUUUUCCUUACAAGGCAAUGAUGGCAAACUGAUGGGUGGAAACACUGACUUAGAGUUAGGUCUUGACACAAGGAAAGAGGGUCUUGCUGAGAUGAAUUUGCAGGCUCACAUGGAACGUCAAAUACUAGAUUCUGAAUCAGGAAAAAGAUCUAGGAGCUCAAUCGAGGUCCCAAAGAACAAGAGAAAUGUUAAAUCUAAGAAGAAUCCAAAACCAGCUUCUGUAAGUCCAAACCCUCAGGGUCAGACCUUAAGCAGUUGCUGUUCAGAUGAUGAUUCCAACGCUUCGCAGGAGCUACAUGGAGGGACAUCAUCAAGUUUGAACCUGAAGGAUUCUACAGCUCUGAAGCUAAGUGGAAAAUCACGAUCUAAUAGAGAGCCUGCAACUGAUCCACAGAGCGCGUAUGCAAGAAAAAGAAGAGAAAGAAUAAAUGAAAGGUUGAGAAUCCUACAAAACCUUGUCCCCAAUGGAACUAAGGUUGAUAUCAGCACAAUGCUUGAGGAAGCUGUGCAAUAUGUGAAGUUUUUACAGCUUCAAAUUAAGCUUCUGAGCUCUGACGAUCUGUGGAUGUACGCUCCUAUUGCUUACAAUGGAAUGAACAUUGGCCUGGAACUUAACAUCAACCUUACCAAUCAACUAAAGAAAUGCAUAGCAUAGCAAUAUAAGUGUAUGCAGCAAAUUAAGAACAGGGGGUGUCAUUUUGUGAUGUUUAUGCUGUGUUCACAAGUAUAUCUAAACGGCAUUUGAUCAUAAGGACGUCUGAAUUUCGUUAAAAUGUGCACCUUGUGUCUUUUUGAAUUAUCAGACAUCAAUUUGAGUUGAUUCUUUUGAGUCUUUAUUUGAUCAAUGAAUAUUUUGAUUUCACUUUGAGUCGUCAGCAUUUUAUGCAAUAUAAAAAUCCAGUUUUUAACAAGUAAAUGCUAUUUUUACAACUAGUUAUCAGAUUAUAAUGCCAAAUUUAUAACCUUUUAUUUCCUGAAAUCCACUUUGUCGAAACUUGUGUUAAGUUAAAAAAAUGUGUAUUUUGCCAACCGUUUAUCAAAAGCGUGUUGAGAUUAAUUUGAUUUGUAAAACAGUCCAUAAGUAAUUUCUUAUUGCAAAAGCCUUCUUUUUUCUUAAAAUGUUUUCCUAAAAUUUAAAUUAUUGAAGACAGGCUAUAAGAUGUGUUACAUGUGUUCCGCCAAUACACAUUACCUUUUUGAGGACUCCAUUUUUUUCCCCCAAUUUUCUAAUCAAGGAAUUUAAGUAUUUCUGGUCACUAGAAAAACUUGCCCCAAAUAAGGUGGUAAAAAAAGAACCUCAUUAAUAAGAAUUGGAAAAAGCUAAGGAUAUUAAGUGAGAGUGACAUGAUUCCAUCCAAAUCAUUGACAAGGACCAUCCCAGAGUAAUGGAACAACAUUAGGACGUUAACUUGCAUGUACUACAGCACGAUAAGUUAUGAUCCUGUGCGUGGAAUAACAUGUCUGGUAAAGUAGAAAUCCUAUAAUCUACUGAAAUAGUACCUCACUAAGUAUACAAAUGCUACAUUUCCAACCAAAAAAAAAAAAAAAAAA